This is a messenger RNA of Thelazia callipaeda (thelaziosis nematode), 216 nucleotides long. The record is from the annotation of a GenBank genome assembly. Lineage: Eukaryota; Metazoa; Nematoda; Chromadorea; Rhabditida; Thelaziidae.
AUGUGGGAGAGUGGGUGUUUGAUUGUGGAUGUGGAAGUGCGCGGAUGUGGAUGUGGAUGUGGAAGUGUCAGAAAGCUGUGCAAAUUGAGAGAUUCACAGCUGAGAAAAGAAUUACGAGCUGCGUUAAAAAUAAUCAUAAACUCAAGAAGAGCAACAGCUUACAAAAUGAUUGCAGAAAUUCGAACUCAAAGUUGGGAAUACUACUACAAACAUUGA